Messenger RNA from Fraxinus pennsylvanica, 2193 nucleotides. Lineage: Eukaryota; Viridiplantae; Streptophyta; Magnoliopsida; Lamiales; Oleaceae. The record is from the annotation of a GenBank genome assembly.
AUGGAAGAAACAUUCGUCCCCUUCCGUGGAAUUAAUAAUGAUCUUAAAAGAAGGCUUCUAUGCUACAAACAAGACUGGAGCGGUGGACUGCGUGCAGGUAUAAGGAUCCUGGCUCCGACAACAUAUAUAUUCUUUGCAUCAGCAAUUCCUGUUAUAUCUUUCGGAGAGCAACUUGAAAGAGAUACCGAUGGAACCUUAACUGCAGUGCAAACGCUUGCAUCAACAGCACUUUGUGGUGUGAUCCACUCAAUUGUUGGCGGACAACCACUCCUCAUAUUAGGUGUAGCAGAACCAACAGUUAUAAUGUACACUUUCAUGUUCAAGUUCGCAAAAGAUCGAAAAGAUUUGGGACAGAAGCUAUUCUUGGCAUGGACUGGAUGGGUUUGCGUAUGGACAGCACUUUUGCUUUUCUUGCUGGCCAUCUUGGGUGCAUGCUCUCUCAUCAAUCGUUUUACCCGCUUGGCCGGUGAAUUGUUUGGCCUUCUAAUUGCAAUGCUCUUUAUGCAGGAGGCUAUUCGAGGCGUUGUGGAAGAGUUUGGCAUCCCUCGGAGAGGAAAUUCUAGCCAGACUGCUUUGCUUCCUUCCUGGCGCUUCGGAAAUGGAAUGUUUGCUUUGGUUCUGUCAUUUGGCCUUCUUUUAACUGCAUUGAGGAGCCGUAAAGCUAGAUCCUGGCGCUAUGGAACAGGAUGGCUUCGGGGAUUCAUUGCCGACUAUGGUGUCCCAUUUAUGGUGCUUGUGUGGACAGGAGUAUCUUACAUCCCGGUUAAUGAUGUUCCCCAAGGGAUACCACGGCGACUUUUUAGCCCAAAUCCAUGGUCUACUGGUGCAUACUCAAAUUGGACUGUCAUAAAGGAAAUGUUGGAUGUGCCUCCUCUGUAUAUUGUUGGAGCAUUUAUUCCUGCCACAAUGAUUGCUGUACUUUACUACUUUGAUCACAGUGUCGCGUCUCAACUUUCCCAACAAAAGGAGUUCAAUCUAAAGAAGCCUUCUUCUUACCACUAUGAUCUUCUUCUAUUGGGCUUCUUGGUCAUAUUAUGCGGUCUUAUUGGAAUUCCUCCAUCCAAUGGAGUCAUUCCACAAUCUCCAAUGCAUACAAAAAGCNAACAAAACAAAACCACUCGUUCUCGUGAUUUUGUUCAAAAAAAAAUUCUUUCUCUUUUGCGAAAUAAGCUUGUAGCUACAGCUCGAAGCAGCAUGCAGAUAAAUGCAAAUUUAUCUCAGUUGUAUAGGAAUAUGCAAGAAGCUUACAAUGAAAUGCAGACUCCACUUGUUUACCAAACUCCUGCUACUCUGGGACUGAAAGAACUGAAAGACUCCACAGUUCAACGAGCCUCAAGUGGUGGCUACAUAGAUGCACCAGUUGAUGAGUCUGUUUUUGACGUGGAUAAGGAUAUCGAUGAUCUUUUACCUGUAGAAGUUAAAGAACAACGUAUCAGCAAUCUUCUUCAAGCAUUCAUGGUUGGUGGUUGUGUUGCUGCUAUGCCCCUUCUAAAGAAGAUUCCAACCGCAGUCCUCUGGGGGUACUUUGCUUUCAUGGCAAUAGAAAGCUUGCCAGGAAAUCAAUUCUGGGAAAGGAUAUUAUUGCUUUUUACUGCUCCAAGUCGAAGAUACAAGGUGUUAGAGGAGUAUCAUGCAACCUUUGUGGAGACAGUUCCAUUUAAAACAAUUGCCUUUUUCACACUGUUUCAAACGGCUUACUUGCUCCUAUGCUUUGGAAUAACUUGGAUCCCAAUUGCCGGUGUCCUUUUUCCACUGUUGAUUAUGCUUCUUGUUCCGGUGCGUCAGUAUUUGCUUACCAAGUUUUUCAAAGGAGCCCAUCUACAGGACUUGGAUGCUGCAGAAUAUGAAGAAUAUCCGGCUAUAACUUACAAUCUAACCUUUGAAGAUCCUGUAAAUCAGGCAAGAGCCACCAAUAUUGAUAGUGGUGAGAUAUUUGACGAUAUUAUGACAAGAAGUCGGGGUGAGAUACGGCAUGCCUCUAGCCCAAAAGUUACGAGUUGCACCCAAACUCCAUCGGAGGAAAUGAGGUCCAUGUACAGUCCACGUUUGACACAGAAAGCAUAUAGCCCCCGGUUGAAUGAGAUAAGGAGCGAAAGAAGCCCGAGAUCUAGUCAAGGUCUUGAAAUAAAGCAAACUCCAAGUCCUGGUCCAUCAAUACUUGGUCAAACCAGUCAUGCUUCGUCUUCGAGCUGA